CACUGUGUGUUUUAUUUACACACCCAACCCAUAGAAAACUCACGAUCUCUGCGGUCUUGAGGAGCCAGAGAGAGAGAGAGAGAGAGCGCGCGACCAAAAAAUGUCCUCCUUCGACGCCUACAGCAUGGACGGCGAAGACAGCUAUGGCGGUUACGGAUCCUACACCAAUUUCGCCGGCGGAUUCCCCGCCGACAGUGAUGUCAGUGUCGAGCACGCUGCUGCCUCGCCGGACGUCUUCGGAUUCGACGAUCCGAGCCCUAACUACUCCCAGGCUCCGUUUGAUCCAAUUCAUGUGGAGAAUGGAAAUGAAAACGGCUAUGGAGUAGCCGAGGAUGAAGUUGGCGACGGCGUUUUUGAAUCGGAUGGUCCAAUUCUGCCGCCUCCCAGCGAGAUGGGGAUGGAGGAAGGAUAUGCUCUUCGCGAAUGGCGUCGCCAAAAUGCCAUUCAACUUGAGGAGAAGGAGAAAAUGGAGAAAGAAUUGAGAAUCAAAAUCAUUGAAGAGGCUGAGGAGUAUAAAAUAGGUUUCUAUGAGAAAAGAAAGCUCAAUGUUGAGAGCAACAAAGUUAACAACAGAGAAAGAGAGAAGUUAUACUUGGCAAAUCAGGAGAAGUUUCAUAAGGAGGCUGACAAACAAUACUGGAAAGCAAUUGCGGAACUAAUUCCCAAUGAAGUUCCUAAUAUUGAGAAAAAGAGAGGCAAGAAGGAUCAAGAAAAGAAACCAUCUAUCAUAGUUGUUCAGGGCCCAAAGCCUGGGAAACCGACCGAUCUUUCAAGACUGCGGCAAAUUCUCGUGAAAUUGAAGCACACCCCCCCACCUCAUAUGAAACCACCCCCACCACCACCUGCCAAGGAUGCCAAAGAUGCAAAGGAUGGAAAAGAUGGUAAAGAUGCCAAAAAUGAAAAAGAUGCAGCAACAAAAGCAUCUGAUCCUGCGCCUGGAGCUGCCACUGCCAAUGGCACUUCUACCAAACCUCAAGAACCAACUGCUACUGCUCCUGCUGCUGAGGAUUAGUUUGCUACAUAAUGACAUAGCCAUAGCCAUUAUCGACUUCAUUUCGCUCAAUACUUUUACUUUUUCUCUUUGAGGUUCCUUUGUUUUCGUUUCGUCUACCUUUCAUUUGAAUGUGUAAUCAGUUGUGAUCUUAUACAACAUUUAUUCUUCUGUACCUUAUGACGGUCUCUAGUGGCAUUAUCUUUUUGGACUUGUCGAGGUUCUGAUUUUGUCAUUGCCACCUUCUUCAAACAUCUUUCAUGAAAUUAUUUCUUCAGGUUAGCCUAUUCAUUUUCUCAA
Momordica charantia (bitter melon) is the source of this 1291-nucleotide messenger RNA. RefSeq names its product clathrin light chain 2. Gene Ontology annotation, molecular function: structural molecule activity; clathrin heavy chain binding. The record is from RefSeq and is a predicted model, not a curated record. Gene Ontology annotation, cellular component: clathrin coat of trans-Golgi network vesicle; plasma membrane; clathrin coat of coated pit. Lineage: Eukaryota; Viridiplantae; Streptophyta; Magnoliopsida; Cucurbitales; Cucurbitaceae. Gene Ontology annotation, biological process: clathrin-dependent endocytosis; intracellular protein transport.